GAGAGAAUGAAUUUACGUGUAAACUCACAAACGUGAAAAAGAAACUUCAAACUAGAAUCGGGAAGAAAUGUCGUUUCUCUAUCCGGAAGGACGUCCAGAAUCAGAGCUGAUAGGUAAGAUAUUGUGAAUUAUCCGAGUUUAUCGACAAAAUAAAUGUUAGGUAAGACAUUGUAAAUUACCCGAGUUUAUCGACAAAAUAAAAUUAAUGUUAGGUAAGGCAUUGCAAAUUACCCGAGUUUAUCGACAAAAUAAAUGUUAAACAUGAGUGACAAAGCUGACACAAAUUAGACUGUUAACGUUGAUUUUAAUUACAGAGGUUCAUUAUUUCUAAUUACAGCGGUUCAAUAUUUCUAAUUACAGCGGUUCACUAUUUUUAAUGAAGUUUUUAUUACAUGUACAUUGUAUACUUUUAUUUAUUUUUAUUUCUUUAUUUCAACAAAACGUUUGAUCCUUCAAAUUGUCGCUGAACAGGAAAGAAAUGCAAAAAGAAAAGAUUCAAAAAGGAUUUCAGUGGGAUCUUAACAUAGACAAGCGCAGGUAGCAAUACCAUCUACUUCUGACAUCGAUAAUGUCCAAACAAACGCAGACAAAAGCAGCAAGGACAGACAUGAAAAAGAUUUAGCAACAGAUGAUAUCCAAAAUGACUUUCCUCUGAGAGAGAAACUGAAAACUGGGACAGAGAACACAGACAGCUGGAACCAUAUGCUAGAUGGAUCUGAAACAGAUCAAUGGAAGAAAGAUUCAGCAGACGACAGCAGCAUUUCCGGUGAGUCCGCGGCUACCUCCGUACAAUCGGAUGAGGUCGGGGGGAAAUCAUUCCCAAUGAAGAACUCCCGUGAUGUCUAUUGCAAGCUUCCCGGAGACAGGAAUUUCUGUCGCAUCACCUGUUUGACAGCAUUAACAGGCGGUGAACUAGUGAUAUACGACGCGGGAAAUUUUAAACUGAAAGCUUUCGACAGCCUUGGCUAUUUCAUCGGGACGAGGGAUGACAUUUACAACUGUCGCGACAUAACAUCAGUAAAUGGUAAAAAAUUUGCCAUAACCCAAGAAGACAAAACUGUCAUAAGUUUUUAUUCUGUUAAAGGGAGGUCAAUCUUGCCUAAAGAUAAAAACAUUCCUUUACCGGGAAAUGGAUACCAUUGCAGGUAUGGCAGACAUCAUUACGUGGUUACCUGUGAUAUAACAGAUGUUAAGUUCCGUUCUCUGGUCAUCAUAGAUUCUGAUGAAACAAAGAUGAUCAAGGAACUGCCCACAAUCUUUGUGUCACAGAUAGCUAUGAAUCCUGAAUACGAUAUUGUGUAUAUUUCAGACAACACUCACAAAACAAUCACAUGUAUCAAUUUUAAAGGUGAUACGAUUUGGAUUCAAGAUCUUGGCUGGAUUCCCUGUGGUAUAAGUGUGGUGGCUAAACGUUACCUGUUGGUGUGCAAUGUCGAAUCGAAGACUCUAUUCAAGUUGGAAUUUGAUGGGAAACAGUGGGAAGAAAUGGCGGAUUUUAAAUGUUUCGGUCCGCUAUGUUACAAUGCCAAGAGAAGUAUUGUAUAUGUGACCAUCCCGUCAAACGGCGACAAGGAAAAGAGGAAUAAAGUGCAUGUUCUGAAAAUAAAUGAAAAGAAAUUGAAACGUCCAUGAUACGCCUAAUGGACCAAUUAAAAUUUCUGUAUUUAUUAUAAAACUAAUAUUUGUUUUAUGAUAAAAUGUUUCUAAAAUCAA
Molecule: messenger RNA, 1713 nt
Organism: Ostrea edulis (European flat oyster)
Lineage: Eukaryota; Metazoa; Mollusca; Bivalvia; Ostreida; Ostreidae
Exons: 2
Coding region: 703-1632 (309 amino acids)
Source: RefSeq, a predicted model, not a curated record